CAAACACCAGAGUUAACAGACUGUCUUGGAUAGCAGGUGAAACGCUGAAGUAUUACAGGGGAUCUUGUAUUUUGCGUAUUUGUCAUUAUAAAUGUCUAUGCAUUUACUAUUGAAGAACUAUAGUUGUAGAAGUUAUUAUAUGUAUUGUUAAUAUAUGUAUUAGCUCGGUAUUUAUUUAUUUUUGUCCCUUGUGGACAAAUCAGUUUAUUGAAUUGAAUUAGCUGUCACACAGUUUAUACUCCAGCACACUAGAUUCUUGCAUUCUCCACAAAGUGUUCAAUGGAUCUCAAACCAACAUUUUGGGUUAUUCAUCAGGGUUCAUCAACUGUUUUUUUCUCAAACAUCGUUUUUCUCAACAGGAGAAAUGUCUACCAACAACUCUGUGGACCCGUUGGAUUUAAACACCUCUGACACCAACCAGAUGUGUGACGUCUUUGUCUACCAGAGAGCUGCCUUCAUCAUCUUCCCAAUCUUCUACUCUCUGGUGUUCCUCAUCAGUUUAUGUGGCAACAGCCUUGUCCUGUAUGUGACCUGCCAGAAGAAGCAGAAGUUCAACUCCACGUCUCUUUACCUGGUCAACCUGGCUGUGUCUGAUGCAUUGUUCACAUUGGCACUGCCAGGGAGAGUCACUUACUACAUCAGACAGUUUGACUGGCCCUUUGGGGAUUUGCUCUGCAGGCUGGCUACUUUGCUGUUCUUUACAAACACAUACUCAGGUAAGGUGUGUGUGUGUGUAUUGUAUGGGAAAAACUGUGUAAGAGCUGCAGCAUACCGCAGUGGGUUGUGGUUAUACUAAAAAAUAAAAUUUUCUCACGUUUAUAUAAAACAUGUACAUUUAUGCCCUAGUUUUUGCAUGUGUGUGUGUGUCUGUGUCUGUCUGUCGGUUUGUUUGUCUGUCUGCUUGCCUGUCUGCCAACUUGUAUCUUCUGUUUAUUCAUCCACCCAUCCAAUAUCCAUCUCCCUCUCUUUCACCAGGCAUUGCCUUCAUGACAUGUAUCAGUCUAGACCGGUACCUGGCCAUGGUCCAUCCACACCGGCUACAGUACCUGCGGCGAGUCAAAGUGGUCCGAGGGGUCUGCUGCCUCGUCUGGCUACUGGUGUCUCUGGAAACCGCCCCCCUGCUUUUCCGUACCAUGCUCCAUGACCACAGAGGCCGACGAACCUGCAUGGAGUACUUCACCUUUGAGGGUUCUCGCUCCACCCCUUACCUUCUCCUCCUGGCCUGUACUGUCUCCUUCUGUCUCCCCCUACUGGUCAUCCUUGGGUGUUACACCCGGAUCAAUCUGAAAUUGAGCCGCACGGCCAAACAGAACCCACUGACGGGCCGCUCGGGUCGGAGCCGCAGAUCCAACAAUAUCAUCCUCCUCAUCCUCCUCACCUUCGUCCUGUGCUUCAGCCCCUACCACCUCAACAUCAUGCAGUUCAUGCUGAGGAAGAUGCUGGGACAGCCCACGUGUGACGAGCUGCGGUCAUUCAAGGCUUCCCUACAGGUAGGACCUGCUAAAGUGAAUGUCAGUUGUUGGUCUGUUCGUUGGUCUGUUUGUUUGUCUGUCGGUCGGGGAGACUGUUGGUAGGUCCGUCUGGCUAUAAAACAUUGUAGAUUUACAUUUAUGCCCUAGUUUGUGUGUGUGUUUGUGUCCCUGCAGGUGACUGUCUCCAUGAUGAACCUUAACUGUUGUCUGGACCCUGUCAUCUACUUCUUUGCCAUUAAGACGUACAAGCAGAGGGUGAUGAGUCUGUUCAAGGGCUACCUGUCUACCCCUGCCCCCUUCUCCAAAACCACCACAGACAACAGCAGCAGCAACACCUAAACAUCAACACCUGAGUGACACCAGUAGGAAGAGACUGUGGUAUGUCUUUAUUAAACCAGAAGGAAGUCGAGGAAGCCAUUGAAGGUGAUUGCAUCUGGUUGAUUUCUGCAUCCAAGGUUUGAUUUGAGGUGUGAUCAUGGGUGUUAUAUUUGUGUACCAAACUGAGAAUUUAGUUUUGUGAAAGUGAGCAAAGAGUUAUCAGGCUGGAACCUACAGUGGGGAGAACAAGUAU
Molecule: messenger RNA, 2043 nt
Organism: Coregonus sp. 'balchen'
Lineage: Eukaryota; Metazoa; Chordata; Actinopteri; Salmoniformes; Salmonidae
Source: the annotation of a GenBank genome assembly